GUACUAACUUCGAGACGCCUUGUCGCAACAACAGUCGGCGAUAAGAUUCGACGUCAUGCAGCUCACGCAGCCAUGGAACGACAAGGUCGGUUCCUACUCUUCAGACCACAUUUGUUCGCGUUUCUGCAUUUCGAUCCAAGACCGCAAAAUAUCUUCUCCAAAGCUUUAUCACUUCAGUGAUACUUUUGCAGCAACAGCAAUGUUCUCAAUUGUCUCUGUGAUUUCUUUGAAGUUCCCAAUACUGUUAUUUGUCACAAAGGCUCCAUAUGUGACAGCUUUGAAAACCACCUGUUAG
This is a messenger RNA of Anisakis simplex (herring worm), 295 nucleotides long. NCBI's taxonomy places the organism in Eukaryota, Metazoa, Nematoda, Chromadorea, Rhabditida, Anisakidae. The record is from the annotation of a GenBank genome assembly.